CCGCGGGGUUCAAGCUGCUAACUUCGUAAGGAGCAUGUCCGAUUUGCGGUGGGAUGAACAUGAGCAUUCGUUCCAGCACCCAAAGUGAACGACCUCCGACCACAUUUACAAUAGACACCGUCUACAGCAUGGCUCAUCAGUUUGAGCCUCUGCAGAAUGAUCUCAUCCUUCGGACAGCUUGGGGUCAGAAAGUAGAGAGACCACCUAUGUGGGUGAUGCGUCAAGCUGGACGUUAUCUUCCUGAAUACCACGAAGCCAAAGGCAAGCACGACUUCUUCGAAUGCUGUCGUUCCCCAGAGAUUGCGUCCACGUUGACACUACAACCGAUCGAGCGAUUCGCUGGCCUUGUCGAUGCUGCCAUCAUCUUCUCCGAUAUCUUGGUUAUCCCUCAAGCUCUGGGCAUGACUGUUGAGAUGGUUGAUAAGAAGGGACCGCAUUUCCCUGAACCUCUGAAAUCUCCCGAAGACGGUCAAUAUGCUAAGGUCCUCAAGAAAGACGUUGAUGUUGCUGCUGAAUUGGAUUAUGUCUACAAAGCAAUCACUAUGACGAGACAUAAGUUGAAGGGAAGAGUUCCUCUGUACGGCUUCUGUGGUGCUCCAUGGACCCUCUUCUGCUACAUGGUUGAAGGAGGAGGCAGCAAGAUGUUUAUUGAGACGAAGACGUGGAUCUACAAAUACCCCAAAGCCACCCAAGAUAUGCUUCAGAAGAUCGCCGAGGUCUGCGUAGAAUAUCUAGCUCUGCAAGUAAAAGCUGGUGCUCAGAUUUUGCAAGUCUUUGAUUCGUGGGCUGGUGAACUGUCGCCAUCAUCAUUCAAGAAAUUCUCUCAACCUUACCUCGCGUAUAUCUCAAAACACCUUCCAGUUCGGAUAAAGGAGUUGGGUCUGGAACCGGUACCAAUGGUUGUAUUCGCUAAAGGGGCAUGGUAUGCAUUGGAUUCGUUAUGUGACCUGGGAUACCAAGUUGUUGGGUUGGAUUGGUUACAAGACCCGUCCGAGGCAGUCAAAAUCCGAGGAGAUAGAAAGGUAGUCUUCCAAGGCAAUGCGGACCCUGGUGUCUUGUAUGGUUCUCGAGAAGCAAUAACAGCUACUGCCGAGGAAAUGGUAGCAGGUUUCGGUGGAGGGAAACAGGGAUGGAUUGCGAAUCUUGGCCACGGUAUCACUCCCGGCGUGAAGCCAGAUGACUUAGCAUUCUACUUUUCAGAGAUCCAUAGAUUGGCUGGUAGCUGAUGCAUCGAUAUCUUCGAAGUAUAGAUGUCAAUUAUCCUAAUACCCCCCUUGGCUGUGAUGCGCCUCAUGUUCCGUGUUUACUUGGACUUUGAGUAGACUCUCGCCUCUUCUCCAAUGUCCUCAUUCCAGAUUUCGGGCUUUUCCUUGAUGAAUAAUUCCAUCAGAUCUCGACAUUCCUCGUUCUCCAUCACUACCACCUCUAUU
Molecule: messenger RNA, 1430 nt
Organism: Mollisia scopiformis
Lineage: Eukaryota; Fungi; Ascomycota; Leotiomycetes; Helotiales; Mollisiaceae
Product: uroporphyrinogen decarboxylase
Exons: 6
Coding region: 60-1226 (388 amino acids)
Biological process (GO): heme biosynthetic process
Cellular component (GO): cytosol
Molecular function (GO): uroporphyrinogen decarboxylase activity
Source: RefSeq, a predicted model, not a curated record